AUGUCGUUCAUCCCGCCGAAAGCCGUCCCUCUCGUGGCACCUGGCCACACGCGACCCGUCACCCACCUCUCCUUCUCCGCCCUGCAAGACGACAACACGUAUGUGCUCAUCUCGAGCUGCAAGGACGGGAACCCGAUGCUGCGCGAAUGGACGGGCGACUGGAUAGGGACUUUCAUAGGACACAAGGGCGCGGUAUGGAGCAGCAAGCUGUCUCCUGACACCUCCCGUGCCGCUUCCGGAAGCGCAGAUUUCACGGCCAAGAUCUGGGAUACCUACUCGGGCGAGGCGCUCCAUUCCUUCCCUCAUAAUCACAUCGUCCGCACCGUCGCGAUGUCGCCAAACACUUCCCAUCUACUCACCGGCGGCCAAGAAAAGAAAGUGCGCCUGUUCGAUCUCGGUCGCCCAGAUGCAGAGCCAGAUAUCUUCAUGGAGGGCGGUGCAGCCACUGCACACGAGGGCACGGUCAAGAGCGUGGUAUGGGUAGGUGAUCACACCGGGGUCACGGCCGGGGAGGAUGGUCUGGUCAAAUGGUGGGAUCUGCGGACACGGAAGCUCACGACUAGUCUCACGUUCCCGGGCCCGAUCACGUCCAUGGAGCUCUCGGCACAAACAAAUCGGUUGGUCGUGACGUCUGGCAAGACCGUGUCCUUCAUCCCGGCAUUGCUCAAUGGCGGCCAGACCCAUAGCCUUACCUUGCCGUAUGCGCCGUCGUCUGCUUCAAUCCACCCUGUCCUCCAGGAUCGAUUCAUCACCGGGAGCAUCAGCGAUGAGUGGGUCAGGAUCCACGACUUGAACGGAGAAGAGCGCGACGUGCUCAAAGGUCACCAUGGUCCCGUGCACUGCGUCGAGUACAGUCCCGACGGAGAGAUGUUCGCGAGCGGCAGCGAGGAUGGCACGAUUCGACUUUGGCAAACGACACCCGGGAAAAGCUAUGGUCUGUGGCAGGGCACCCAGGCCAAUGGCGGUCCAUAA
Molecule: messenger RNA, 972 nt
Organism: Fomitopsis serialis
Lineage: Eukaryota; Fungi; Basidiomycota; Agaricomycetes; Polyporales; Fomitopsidaceae
Product: WD40 repeat-like protein
Exons: 4
Coding region: 1-972 (323 amino acids)
Biological process (GO): spliceosomal snRNP assembly
Cellular component (GO): SMN complex
Molecular function (GO): RNA binding; protein binding
Source: RefSeq, a predicted model, not a curated record